This is a messenger RNA of Lethenteron reissneri (Far Eastern brook lamprey), 3305 nucleotides long. Its product is annotated as rabphilin-3A-like. Gene Ontology annotation, molecular function: small GTPase binding. The record is from RefSeq and is a predicted model, not a curated record. Gene Ontology annotation, biological process: exocytosis; regulation of calcium ion-dependent exocytosis; spontaneous neurotransmitter secretion. NCBI's taxonomy places the organism in Eukaryota, Metazoa, Chordata, Hyperoartia, Petromyzontiformes, Petromyzontidae. Gene Ontology annotation, cellular component: membrane; synapse.
AGCAGCGAGUGCGAGCAGAGAGUGCGAGCAACAGCGUGGAGGCGGGGGAGAGCGAAGAGAGAGAGAGAGAGCGAGAGCAGGGCAGGGGUGGGUUUCAAGGCAGACGCCUGUGGAUUUGGUGGUGGUGGUGUUUGGUGGUGGCGGUGGUAUUGCCUGCCGGGCGUGGUGCUGACCACCCCCCAUCUCCCUCGUGUGUCCCGUGCCAGCCCUCGGGAGGUGCCACUCGCAAAACAGCACGUGCCCCCCCCCCCCCCACGAACGCUCUGCCAAGCGAGGUGACACGGGGGGGUCUGUCUUGUUGGCGGACUCUGUGUGUGCUGGGGGAGCGGCGCGGCUGGAACCAUCGCGCAGAGCGGCUCCCACCAGCAGCAGCAGCAGGAGGGAGGAGGUGGUGGAGGAGGAGGAGCGGUCACAUUACCGGGCGAUCGAGGGAGCGAGCGGGCGGGCGCCAUGACAGACGCCGUGUUCGGCAGCAGCGUCGCUGACCGCUGGGUCUGCCCCAACGACCGCCACCUGGCCCUGCGCGCCAAGCUCAACACGGGCUGGUCGGUGCACACGCACCGCUCGGAGAAGCAGCGCAGGAGCGAGACGCUGAGCGAGGAGGAGCGCGAGGCCAUCCACAAGGUCAUCGAGAAAGCCGAGAAGAUGGAGCUGCUGGAGCAGGAGCGCAUCGGGCGGCUGGUGGAGCGGCUGGAGAACAUGAGACGGAACGCGCUGGGCGAUGGCGCCGCGCGCUGCGUGCUGUGCGGGGAGCAGCUGGGCCUGCUCGGCUCGGCCGCCGCCCUCUGUGAGGACUGCAAGAAGAACGUGUGCACCAAGUGUGGCGUCGACUCCGUGUGCAGCCGCCAGCGUCCGCUCUGGCUGUGCAAGAUCUGCAGCGAGCAACGAGAGGUGUGGAAGCGCUCCGGAGCGUGGUUCUUCAAGGGGCUGCCCAAGUACGUGCUGCCCCCCAAGACGUCCGGGGCGGGGGGCCGGCACGACUCGCGGCCCGUCGCGGCCACGGUCCUCGGCAGGAACCCGCAAGGGGCGGCGGCGGCGAGGGACCAGGCGGCCUCCGCGCCCGACACGUGCACCUACACCUGGGUGCGCGGUCGCGUGAGGAUGGGCGAGAGCGACUCCGACUCGGAGCGCAACUCCAGCUCGGACGAAGACGACGCGGGGACCCGGAGGGCGCGGCACGCGGCGGGCGUCGCGCGGGCCGACUCCGCGAGCAGCGACGGAGCCGGCGCGUGGCCGGCAGGGUCGGCGGGCGGCAAGCUGAAGGGCGCGCAGGGCGCGCUGGGCAGCCGGGGCAGCGUGGGCAGCGGGGGCGGAGGUGCCGGCGGCGGGUUUGGGGGAGCGACGAGCGCCACCGAGAGCUGCCAGGGCGACGCUGCCGGCGACGGCGACAGCGACGCGAGCCGGGAGGGGUCGCUGCGCUCGCGUCUCUCCCUCGCCCCCUCUGACACCUCGUCGUCACUGGCCACCUCGUCGCACGCCGACGACGACGUCGACCGCGCCUUCUCCGCCUUCGCCGCCACCACCGCCGCGACACCGUCGCAGCAGCAGCAGCAGGCCGACCCAAACGACUCGGACGAUGCCACGACGCUCGGCUGCCUCGAGUUCAGUCUCCUCUACGACCAGACCGGCAACAUGCUGCACUGCACGCUGCUCCGUGCCAGGGGUCUAAAGAGGAGCCACUCAGGGGGGCACGCGGACCCCUACGUCAAGCUGCACCUCAUGCCCGGAGCCAGCAAGGCGAAUAAGCUUCGCUCCAAGACGGUGAAGCACACGCUGAACCCCGAGUGGAACGAGCGCCUCACGUACCACGGCAUCACGGACGAGGACAUCUUGAAAAAAACCUUACAGGUCUCGGUGUUCGACCAGGAUCGGAUCGGUCACAACGAGUUCAUUGGCGAGACGCGCGUCGCCCUUCGCCGGCUCAGCCCCCAGCAGGCCAAGAGCUACAACGUGUGCCUGGAGAAGCGGCUGCCUACGGAGCGGGAGGCGGGGGAGCGGGGAGCGCAGCGGGAGCGCGGCCGCGUGCUGCUCGCGCUGCUCUACAGCAGCCAGCGCGGCGGCCUCGUCGUGUCCGUGAUGCGCUGCGCUCACCUCGCCUCCAUGGACUCCAACGGCUACUCGGACCCCUUCGUCAAGAUACAGCUGAACCCCGACUCCGGGAAGAAGUUCAGAUUCAAGACCGCGGUGAAAAAGAAGUGCCUCAACCCCGAGUUUAACGAGGAAUUCUUCUUCGCCCUCCGGCAGAACGAGCUCGCCGGCAAGAGCCUGGAGGUCGCCGUGUGGGACUACGACCUCGGCAAGUCCAACGACUUCAUCGGCUCCGUGGAGCUGGGAGCGAAGGCAUCGGGAGAAGCGCUCAAGCACUGGUACGAGUGCCUCAAGUACCCGGACAAGCGGGUGGAGCGCUGGCACAUGCUGGGUGACGCGGCACCCUCCAAGCACUAGCACGUCGGGCAGCCACCCCCGCUCUUCAGAGCCAGAAUUCGGCUUCCUUGAAGCUGCCGCCAACGCUUGGAAAAUGUCGGCGGUGCAAGCACACGGGGGCUUCAUUUCUCGCCGGAUAUUUUCCGGGUGACCGUUAUAAGAUUGCAGUCGUUGUCACGUGGUUACUAGUUGGCCAAAGUCAUAACAAGAGGUACACUGGAUGUGGUGUGCCAGGUGCGAAAAUAUUUUACAGGUCACCGACCCGAGACCGACGCAGUUCAGAUUAAACCUCCGAUUGAGAUUCAGCACUUAUGAAUGCGUUGGGGGGGGGGGGGGUGCAGAGAUUUGUGGAACUCCCAAACCCGCCCAUGUCUCUCGAGUAUUCUGCAUAUGUUAAUGAUAUUUUCUUAUUAUAGACUGACAAAUUCUCCAACGUGACUUUCAACCAACACCACCAUCUCAUGACUAAUAACCAUAACCACUACAUCACAACCCACCGGGGCAGUCAGGAGCAACCAGCUCCACAUCCCGAUUCAUGAACAGAUUAAAAUAUCGGCAACCCUUCGUUGCUGUGGGGUAAAUUACAGACACCCCUACACAGUGACAAAAUUCAUGACUGUGCCACCACCCACCCACCCAAAGGACCUGCUGGUUUAAAUUGCGCCCAGAGGUUUGUAGUUUCCUUCUUGCCACGUGGCAAGGGAACCACACACAGGGCUUGACCACAACCGUAUUGUUAUGCACAAUGCAGUACCGCAAUCUUUCUAUAAAGUUUUCGCAGCCAAUAUAUGCGACAUUUACAAUUUUGCAGCACGGGUGGGUGCAUGUUAUACCAUCAUUUGUAACCGUUUGAUCCACAAUAAAGCUUAGUUUGAAACAUG